GCAAUGGACGAUGACGUCAUCACCAACGGACGGUGUUGUCAUUCGUGAAGUGUGGGAAGCUGUUGUUUCUUUCUAUUUGUUCCGUUUCAAGUUCCUCGCCACACUGUAAUUGACCAAAACCCAACUACGAUGGCCGACUACUGGAAGUCACAACCGAGGAAAUUUUGUCAGUACUGCAAGUGCUGGAUCGCGGACAAUAAGCCGAGCCGCGACUUCCACGAAAGAGGGAAGAAUCACAAAGAAAAUGUGGCCGCCAAAAUUUCAGAGAUUAAAAAGAAGAGCAUGGACAAGGCAAAGCAGGAGGAAAAAAUGUCUAAAGAGUUUGCGGCGAUGGAGGACGCGGCGAUGAAGGCGUAUCAGGAAGACCUGAAGAGGAUGGAAAGGGAGGCAGCAGGAUUGAGUUCACCAGUCCCAACCGCAGCAAUCCCACAUCGACAACCUCAGGUACAACCUCAGGUAAAACCCCAGUCCAGAAAACAGCAAAAGAAAAAAGAGAAGGGAAUCAAAAAGGCCACAAAGCAAACAGAAACACCGGUUUGGGUUGAAGGGCAGACAGAAGAUGGACACACAUACUUUUACAACGCAGUAACUGGAGAAUCUCGAUGGGAAAAGCCAGGGGGUUACCAGGGAGAAGGUUCAACCUCUGCACACACUGGAAAGACUGAGAGCUCUUCGGGCUGCCCAUGGAUGGAAGCCGUCAGUCCUGAUGGUUAUACAUAUUACUAUAACAAGGAGACUGGAGAGUCCAGCUGGGUGAAACCAGCAGACAUUUCCUCGAAUGAGGCUUCUGGAUCUGGUUCCAGCAAAGAAGAGAAACAGGAAGAGCCUUCAACCCCUCAGCCUGAGCAACCUUCAGAAGAAGAAGAAGAGAGCUCCAGUGGGGCCCAGGCAUCCAAGAAGGCUGAGGUCCCUGAACAAGCAAGUCAGCAGCCCAAUGUCCCAAAGAUCAGCUUCAGGAAAAGGAAAGCAGAAGCUGAGCCCUCUGAAAAGGAGAGAGAAGAUAAAGCCAGUGAUGAUGCUCCUAAAGAGAAUGCUGAAGAGAUAAAAAAAGAGGAAGAGGUCCAAAGCAUAGCAGCUCAACCUGAGGAGAAGAAAAAGGAAGAGGUGACACGGAGGGUGACACAAGCCAAAAAGCUGAAGGCUUCAAAUCCAUAUGGCACCUGGGAACAGAUCCAGGAAGAGGAGGAUCCAUAUGCCAGUGUCGACUUGCAGUUGCCCCAGGUGGAGGGAAGCACAGCCAGCACUCCAGCCGACCUGCCACCGGAGCCCAAACCCAAGUUCAGGGAACGCAUCAUCACCUCGCUUGGAGACGAAGGCGGCCUUACUUCGUUCAGGAAAAACAAGACACAGAACGGCAAAUCCAGGAGCCUGCGACAGAGAGACAAUGACGACUGACCCGAAACACAUCGACACUUCGAGGCAGAUUAAGACUUUUACACAGAUACAACUCUUUCUAGGAAAGACAUUCAACAUUGAUCUUUGAAAUGUGCACGUAUGUUUUUUGUAUACAUUUUUGGGACAAAUUGGCCUAAGAAACGAGAUAAGUGCCGAUGUGUCCAUACAGAUCAAUUCAAUAACUUUUGUAUUUUCCAUAUCUGUAUAUUUUUUUUUUACCAUGAAAUGCUAGUCAGGCAUCUGAGUGGAAACAUAAUUGCAGUCCUUGUCAGCUACAGUGAAUGACUAUCUUAGUUUAUAAGAUGAGAGAAUGUGAUCUCAAUAAAUGAUGAGUGAACAAA
Scophthalmus maximus (turbot) is the source of this 1736-nucleotide messenger RNA. RefSeq names its product WW domain binding protein 4 (gene wbp4). The record is from RefSeq and is a predicted model, not a curated record. The coding region runs from base 130 to 1395 and encodes 421 amino acids. The transcript has 10 exons. Gene Ontology annotation, biological process: mRNA splicing, via spliceosome. Lineage: Eukaryota; Metazoa; Chordata; Actinopteri; Pleuronectiformes; Scophthalmidae. Gene Ontology annotation, molecular function: RNA binding; protein binding; zinc ion binding. Gene Ontology annotation, cellular component: nucleus; precatalytic spliceosome.